CCGCUCUCUAGAAAAACGGAAAAAGCUUGCUCGACCUUUUUCCCUCAAAAACCUACUUUUUUCUUGACAAAGAAUCAACCUUUUUGUAUUCAUAUAUAUAAAUAUACUCCAUAUAUAUUUCUACAACACACAAAACCACAUAAAAUUAAUUGCUCCAUCUUUCUUUCUUUCUUUCUCUCUCUAGUUAGAAUGGGUCUGAGAGACAUCGGGCAUUCAUUGCCACCAGGAUUUAGGUUUUAUCGGAGUGAUGAAGAGCUGGUUUGCCAUUAUCUUCGAAAAAAGAUUGCAAACGAGCAACUUCUUAGAGGCACUUUAGUUGAAAUCGAUCUUCAUACUUGUGAGCCAUGGCAGCUACCUGAUAUGGCGAAAUUGAACUCAAAGGAAUGGUUCUUCUUUAGCUUCCGUGAUCGGAAAUAUGCAACCGGAUAUAGGACCAACCGGGCCACAAUCUCUGGCUACUGGAAGGCCACCGGCAAGGACCGGGCCGUGCUCGACCCGGUCAGCCAGGACAUUGUGGGGAUGAGAAAAACUCUAGUUUUUUACAAGAAUAGGGCACCCAAUGGGGUUAAAACUGGAUGGAUCAUGCAUGAAUUUCGCCUUGAGAACCCUCAUAUGCCUCCUAAGGAAGACUGGGUAUUAUGCAGAGUAUUUUAUAAAUCAAGUAGCAACCCACAAAAUUUGUAUGAUCAUUUUACAGCUGGUGACACUUCUCCUAAUUUGGCUGCAUCACCAACAAGUGAACAUGCCUUGCUCAAUAAUGAUGCUCAUCAAAACAUUAUCACCUCUUUCUAUCAACCCCAAAACCCUAACCUUAACCAUAACCCUAGCACCUCCCUCGGCCUAUCGCCCGAAUAUAUGCAUAUGUGCCCGGAUGAGCAUGACAAGGAUGUUGCGACUCAUCCAUUGGCCUCCAAUCUUAAUCACAGAAUGAUCGAGACCAAGUGCGAGGGUGACUAUGGAUUCUUGUUCGAUAUGAGCAUAGACUACUCGAACGGUGUAGCCUCUUAUCUGGAGGAUGCUAGAUUUGAUAAUGGCAGCAGCUCGGUUUUUAUAUGAAUUAUGUGUGAAUAUAUAUAUGUAUGUAUGUAACAUUUAUUUAUAUACUUGAUUCAUCUAGUAAACUGGAGUAGAUGUAGAAUUAAGGGGCAUUUGUGGAUUUGUAAUUAAGAAUUUAUGUGGUAGUUAGUAUGUGAUGUUUAGGUGAGGAAAUAUAUAUGAGUGAGAUGUGUAUAUGUGUUUUAGAAAAAAAAAAUGAAUUGAAUUUGUUAGGUUGUAUUAGUUCUGAAUUUGUAAUUUGUGUCA
Messenger RNA from Salvia hispanica, 1302 nucleotides. Its product is annotated as NAC domain-containing protein 21/22-like. Gene Ontology annotation, biological process: regulation of DNA-templated transcription. Gene Ontology annotation, molecular function: DNA binding. The record is from RefSeq and is a predicted model, not a curated record. Lineage: Eukaryota; Viridiplantae; Streptophyta; Magnoliopsida; Lamiales; Lamiaceae.